This is a messenger RNA of Gastrolobium bilobum, 3153 nucleotides long. RefSeq names its product leucine-rich repeat receptor protein kinase HPCA1-like. The transcript is spliced from 18 exons. The record is from RefSeq and is a predicted model, not a curated record. Lineage: Eukaryota; Viridiplantae; Streptophyta; Magnoliopsida; Fabales; Fabaceae. The coding region runs from base 142 to 2937 and encodes 931 amino acids. Gene Ontology annotation, biological process: protein phosphorylation. Gene Ontology annotation, molecular function: protein kinase activity; ATP binding; protein binding.
UCUAUUGAUUCAGUUUUGUUCCCUUGUUAAAAGAUGAUGGACAACUCCUCCAUUUUGAUUAUUUCGUGGUCCUUGCUUUUCCAUCUGAAAAGUUUUUAACAUUAGAUCUCUGAUCCAACAUCAGAAAAUUAAUAUUGAGUAAUGGACCAACAACAUAAAGUGUUUCUUCUGCUGCUACUUCUUUUCCAAGUUCUGCUUGUUUCAGGGCAGACAGCCACUCAAGACGUUUCUGGCCUAGUAUCUCUCACACAAUUCUGGAGUAAUAAACCAGCAACUUGGGUGGGUACAGAUCCUUGUGGCAGUGGUUGGGAAGGAAUUAGUUGCACCAAUUCAAGAGUUACCGAUUUGAAACUAUCAAGCUUUAAUUUGGUUGGCCAGCUGUCUUCGGGAAUCCAGUCUUUAUCUGAACUAGUAAAUCUGGAUCUUUCUUCCAAUACGGGCUUGACAGGAUCAAUUCCAAAAGAAAUUGGGAGUUUGAAAAAGCUGCAAUCCCUAGCACUGGUUGGUUGUGGUUUCAGUGGUCAAAUUCCAGAUUCACUAGGAUCUUUAAAUCAGCUGACCUUUCUAGCACUGAAUUCUAAUCAGUUCAAUGGAAGUAUUCCACCCUCUCUUGGCAAUCUAACCAACAUUAAUUGGCUAGAUCUUACUGAUAACCAGCUUGAUGGGUCUAUUCCUGUCUCUGAUAACCAAGGAGGACAAGGUCUUGACCUGCUCCUUAAGGCCCAACAUUUUCAUCUGGGGAACAAUAAGCUCUCUGGUCCAAUCCCAGCAAAACUUUUUAACUCCAAAAUGAUUCUAGAACAUGUGCUUCUUGAUAGCAAUCAACUAACGGGUAGUAUUCCAAGCACCGUUAGUCUUGUGAGCACAUUGGAGGUGGUGCGCUUUGAUAGGAAUCAAUUAAGCGGGGGAGUGCCUUCAAACUUCAACAAUCUCGGACAACUUAGUGAGCUGUAUUUAAGUCAAAACAAGCUGAAUGGCUCACUGCCCGAUCUUACUGGAAUGAAUAGACUCACUUAUGUGGAUCUGAGCAACAAUAGUUUUAAUUCUUCUGGUAUUCCUUCAUGGGCUUCAAAUCUGGCAGAGCUGACAACUGUGAUACUGGCGGACAACCAGCUCAGUGGCGCAUUAAAUCUUAGCAAUGGCUAUAGCAACAGUCUGCAACUCAUUAAUUUGGAGAAUAAUAGAAUAACGGACUUCAAUAAGGGAAGCAAACCAAUAAUUUUUGAACUGAUACUGGCUGGCAACAAAAUUUGUUUAGAAAACGGAGCUUCUCAAAAUAGUUACUGCCAACAGCCCCAAGCCAUGCCCUCAUAUUCAACACCAUUAAAUAAUUGUUCACUUCCAUCUUGCAGUUCCAAUCAGAUUUCUAGCCCCAACUGUAUAUGUGCAUAUCCAUACACUGGAGUUCUGUUAUCCAGAGCUCUUAGUUUCUCAAACUUUAGUAACACAAGUUACUACAAGGAUCUUGAGCAGACUCUUCUAAAUACUUUUCGAGCCCAAGAUCUUCCAGUGGAUUCAGUUUCUCUUAGUAAUCCUUUCAAGAAUUCAUCCACUGGUUAUUUUCAAAUGGAUCUGAAUAUCUUCCCAUCUCAAACUGUUAGUUUCAAUAGAACUGGAGUUUCAGGUGUUGCUUUUGUGCUCAGCAACCAAAUUUACAAACCCCCAGAAUUUUUCUCCCCUUACAGCUUCACUGGAAAUAAUUAUGGAUACUACGGAGGAGAACCUAAAGGAUCAAGUUCAUCACAUACAGGGGUUAUAGUUGGUGUAGUAGUUGCUGUUUUGGUCUUUCUUGUACUAGCACUCCUUGUAGGGAUAUAUGCCCUCCGCCAAACAAGAAGAGCAAACAGAUCUGCAGAGUUCAAUCCUUUCGCAAAUUGGGAACUGAACAAGAAUAGUGGCACUGCUCCUCAAUUGAAAGGAGCACGAUGGUUUUCUUUUGAAGAUCUAAAGAAAUACACCAACAACUUCUCAGAAGACAAUACCAUUGGAUCUGGGGGCUAUGGAAAGGUUUACCGAGGUGUACUUCCUGCUGGGGAGUUGGUUGCCGUCAAACGGGCUGCAAAAGAAUCUAUGCAGGGUGCUGUUGAGUUUAAAACUGAGAUUGAACUUCUAUCAAGGGUCCAUCAUAAGAAUCUUGUUAGUCUUGUUGGUUUCUGUUUUGAGAAGGGUGAACAAAUGCUGGUGUAUGAGUACAUUCCAAAUGGCGAUAUAAUGGAUAGUCUUUCAGGAAAGUCUGGGAUCUGGAUGGAUUGGAUACGGAGGCUAAAAGUAGCAUUGGGUGCAGCCAGGGGUCUGGCCUAUCUUCAUGAACUUGCUAACCCACCAAUCAUACACAGAGACAUAAAAUCAAGCAAUAUUCUACUUGAUGAUAGCCUCAAUGCAAAAGUUGCCGAUUUUGGUCUCUCCAAACUUCUUGUUGAUAGUGAAAGGGGCCAUGUCACUACUCAAGUCAAAGGGACAAUGGGGUACUUGGAUCCUGAAUAUUACAUGACCCAACAGUUGACUGAAAAGAGCGAUGUAUAUAGUUUUGGAGUGCUAAUGCUGGAACUAGUGACAGCAAGAAGGCCAAUAGAGCAAGGAAAGUAUAUUGUAAGAGAGGUAAUGAGGGUAAUGGAUACAUCGAAAGAUUUAUACAACCUUCAUUCCAUUCUAGAUCCCUCCAUAAUCAAAGUCACAAGCCCAAAGGGUCUAGAAAAGUUUGUGGGACUGGCAAUGAGGUGUGUCAAAGAAUAUGGAGCUGACAGGCCUACAAUGGCUGAGGUUGUAAAAGAGAUUGAGAACAUAAUCGGGUUUGCUGGAAUCAAUCCUAAUGCUGAAUCAGCUACAACAUCAGAAACUUAUGAGGAAGCAAGCGGGGGGAAUGUUAAAAAUCCUUAUGGCAACGAAGAUUUUAGCUAUAGUGGAAUUUUCCCAUCAGCAAAGGUAGAGCCUCAAUGAGUUUUAGUUUAUUUUCUUUUGUAAUUCUUCUCCCUCUUCAGAUGCAAUCAGGUGCUUUAGAAAAUCUGAUUCAUUAUAGAAAUUGAUGAAUUGAUUGGCUUUCAGUGCAUUGGAAAGUGUAUUGUUAGCGUUAACAAUGGUUUUGCCUGAAGGGUAGAAGAGGAGUGGACUUGGUGAUCCAAUGCCAUUCCCAGUUGUACUUAUAUAUAUGGUUUA